Pelagomonas calceolata is the source of this 1810-nucleotide messenger RNA. Lineage: Eukaryota; Pelagophyceae; Pelagomonadales; Pelagomonadaceae. The record is from the annotation of a GenBank genome assembly.
CGAGCUGUGGUCUUGUUUUUGGCCUCCUGCAAGCUUGCUUCGUCAUCUGAGAGUCGCAUCGAUGCUCCAGGUUGCUGCGGUUUUAAACUGAGCGCGAACGCGCCAGUUACCGGAGCGCUAGGUGCCACAGAGCAAAUACUGAGAGAGAACCGGUUGCCGCAGCGCUGGACGCCGCAGAGCAAUGAGCUCCUCCUGGACAUGUAAUCAAUGCACCUACGUGCAUUCUGACGCCGAGGCGCAGUUCCUCUGCUGCGCCAUCUGUAGCGCAGAACGGCCGAAGGCGAUCGCUCCUGCGUCGGCACAGGCCGCGGCACCGGCCCCGGCGCCGGCCGCCGCGAGACCGCGCGCGAAACCGCCGGUCGGGGCCAAGCCGCGCGUGAGCCUGAGCCUGCAACGCCCGGGGCCCGCGACGACGCGACCCGCGCCGCCGCCGCCGCCGGCACCGACGCCCCCGGUCGACGAGGCCGACGCCGCCGCGCCGCCCACAACCGCAAAAAAGAAGCCGCUCGCCCCGCUCUUCCUGCCCAAGAAGCGCCCGGCGCCGCCCCCCAAGGCGCGGGCGCCGCUCAAGGCGCCGCGGACGGCCGCCGCCUGGCCCAUACAAUCCCAGAGGACCGUCGCGCUGCGGUUUUCGAUGGCGCGGGACGGCGAGGGCCGCGUGCGUGCCUCGAUCGAGCGCGGCGGGCCGCAGGCGCCGGCGGCCGGCCGGCGCCGCGUCUUCGAGGCAGAGCGGACCUGCAAGUUGGCGCUGGCGCACGAGGGCAAGGCGGCCUGCGACGUGAAAAUCCACCUGACGCUCGACACUGCCGGUGAAGACGGCGCGGCGUGGCGCGACCGGCGGACCUACACGGGCGCCAGGGCCGCGGGCGGCCUCGGCCUGCUCCAGUCGCACCUCCAAAAGUGCGUCCGGCGCGGGAACGUGGACCUGGCCGUGCGGUCGGCGCACGAGCUGGCCGGCAUCACGUAUGCCCCGGCGUUGCGUGAAGGCGCCUUCGCUGCCGCGUCGGUGGCGUAGACGCGUCGUGCCCGACGCAGGUUUGGACCGACGGACCCCGCGGGUAUUAAGAUGCUCGUGCGGCGCCUGCCGGUCAUCGCCGUCGAGGACUCCGCGGCGCUCCCCUGUAUAGUGCCAGCCGUCUGGUACAUGAUGGCUUUGUCGCCGACCGAGAAGUCGCCCGCGACGUACAAGCCCACUGCACAAGACGUCCUCGUCCUGUGCGCGUGUGCGGCCCAGCUCGCGGCGCACGGGAGCCGCGACCGGUUCCCGCCGCCGCGCAAGGGCCGCAACGAGCUGCCGACGGACGGCGUCAACCUCGCGCUGCUGAUCCGCGCGGCCUACGGCGGCAUGAAGGGCGACGUCGCCAUGCUCAGGGAGCGCGCGCACGCCGCGGCGCCGGACGAGACUAGUCCGUGGCUCGCGCCCGUCGCCGCGCCGCCCGCCCUGCGUCCGGGCGACUGGCUGCUCGAGGGCGUCGACUUCCACCAGAAGGGCGGCGAGAUCCUCGGCCGCAUGCGGGCCAAGGACAUGGCGCUCCAGUCCGUGACUGUGCUGAAAUCGACCCCACGCCAUCGAGCUGCCGCAGUUGCGGGGACGACGUCGCGUCGAUGGCGUGGGGCGUCCGCAAUUUGAUUUCCGCACAGGUUCGUGUCCGACGAGGAUCUGAAGAAGUGGAUCUGGCAUACGCGGUCAAAAUGCAACCGUCGCGACGCGCCGCGGGAGCCGUCGGCGCCGCCGCCCUGGGCCGACGCGGCCGCGCGCGCGGCGGACGCGGCGGCGCGGGACAUGAUCGCUGGUGCAUGGCGGGGGUAG